AUGCACUUCACCAAACUCCUCGCCGCAGCGGGCAUUGCCUCAGUGGCAACAGCCCACCCAGGCCCUCACCACUCGCCCAGCAAACGCGAACUAUCCCGCCGUCACGACCUCUCUGCCCGCUGCUCCGAUCACGUCGGCAACUACAACGCCAAACGCAUAAAGCGCAACCUCCACAAGCGUUUCCCAGGAUCGACAAGUAACACAACUUACAACAUCCAAACCGAAGGCUCCUACUACAACACCAUCCAAAACGACACCUGCGUCCUGACUCCCGAGGUCACAGAGGGUCCAUACAUCUGGCCGCAAUCGCAGACUCUCCGCCAGGAUAUGACCGAGGACCAGCCCGGCAUCCCGCUUUGGCUUGACGUCGGUGUUUUGGAUAUGGAGACCUGUGAACCGUUGGAAGGUGUGCUGGUUGAUUUCUGGCAUUGUAAUUCAACCGGCUCGUACUCUAGUUUCACGGGCUUGUCGCCUAACACGCCUUUUGCAGAGCUGCUCAAGCAGCUUAAUGUCACUGAUAUGGCCACUGCGGAUUUGCACACUGAUGAUACUACUUUCUUGCGUGGAAUGUGGCCUACUGAUAAGCAUGGCUUGAUGGAAAUGAAGACUGUUUUCCCUGGAUUCUACGUCGAACGCUCAAUCCACAUCCACGUCCAGGUCCACACAGACUGGACAAUCCGCGGAAACGGCACAAUGGCCUACGGCAACACGGUCAGCACUGGCCAGAUCUACUUCGACGAGCCAUUAUCCCAGAAAAUCAUGGCUCUUGAGCCGUAUGCCUCGCACACUGAGAUUAACCGCACGACCAAUGCUGUGGAUAGUGUUUUCAGUGGUGACACUGAGAACGGAUAUAACCCCAUUGUUUCUGUUGUUCCUGCUGAUGGGAAAGAUGUUACCAAGGGUAUGAUUGGGUAUAUUACUAUUGGUGUUGAUAAGACUGCUACUGCGACAGAUGAGUAA
Messenger RNA from Penicillium canescens, 960 nucleotides. Its product is annotated as intradiol ring-cleavage dioxygenase. The coding region runs from base 1 to 960 and encodes 319 amino acids. Gene Ontology annotation, molecular function: oxidoreductase activity, acting on single donors with incorporation of molecular oxygen, incorporation of two atoms of oxygen; ferric iron binding. The record is from RefSeq and is a predicted model, not a curated record. NCBI's taxonomy places the organism in Eukaryota, Fungi, Ascomycota, Eurotiomycetes, Eurotiales, Aspergillaceae. The transcript has 2 exons.